AUGAUGCAGCGGCUGUUUUGGGAGAUGUAAUCAUGACUUAGCAUGCGGGUAUAGAAGUGAGUGGCAAUGCAGUAGUGCAGUUUUUUGUAGCUGGGCCAACAACGGUGUUUGCGUAGCGAUGGUGAAUGACGGCAUCGACCGUAAUUGCACUCCAGAGAAAAGCAAUAAAUGCAUGAGAAGAUACACAUGCACUGCACAUAAAUCCCGCAAAAGGCAAUAUUGAUUUUCCCCUUGAACGAAUAGUGACUGCGAUACACGCUGACAAAUGUUUUCAUUCGGUAGAUAAAUAUAUGCAUAUGUGGAAGAGGAAAACUCACGUGCAACUGCAGUAGAGAUGUUGUAAAAUGUGUGGAGACCAGAGCACACUUUAUAACAACAAGUGAGGCCGCCGCCCAGCAAAGUGAUCGGAAAAGAACCGUUAGCGAGCGCCACGCAGCUUCCACCGACCCACGGCGAGCUCUGUCGCGCCUGCUGAGCCUCAUCAUCGAGCCCAGCAAGCUCAGGGUUAGGAUCCGCUCCAGGGAGAACACGGUGGUAAAAUGUAGAAAAUUGGUGAAGAGACACUGCUUAGAGCUUUUCGACCGUGACUUCAAUAUAUGGGCCGACUGUGCGCAAGAAAAGGUGAAUGAAUCGCACCUGAAGAGCUUUUCUCUCUGCCGGCGGUGUGCACACGACGCGAAACAUGAUUCAAAGAAGAAAUACCUCCAAAACAGAGCUCACUGUGUAUACCUGCGGGCCUUUUUUGGGGUGACGACGAUCGACGACUACGACGAGGUGGGCCAUUGAGCCGCGGAGAGACUCGUGGAGUUCACGAUCGAUCCACAACUUGUUUUGCUCGCGUACAUUCCUCGCGGUGCGGUGGGCUAUACGCGAUCGCGUAGUCGCGCGGUUUCAGUCUCGUUCGGAAAUUCCAUCGAUCAACAGCAGUUGUUUGUGGCUGCGCCUCUGAAGACAAAGCUUUCUCGAAUUCCUCUUAUCGGUUACGCGAGGGCAAGAGCGUGAGAGCAGAUCGGGUCGCGUCACGCGCGGGUGUUUUCGACCACGGAUAUGAUCGUUUGUAGAGUGGAUUUCUGUUGAAUUGGAAUCAGGUGCGAUUUAAAGGAGAUUAGAAUGGAGAAUAACUUGAUUCGAGUGUUGGAGGGACAGUACCUGGACGAGUUGACCAGUGAAUUGUGUGACUUUUCGUUGGAAGAACAGAAUGCGGCUACGGAGGCGCAAGGCGUCAAGCCUCUGGCUUCAUCGGAUUACGUGCCAAUCGUGGGCAAAAGUGUGACCUACGUGGUAGCUUGUGUGAUUGUUAACGACAAAAAUGAAGUGUUGAUGAUGCAGGAGGCGAAAGAGUCGUGUGCAGGAAAGUGGUACCUUCCAGCGGGUCGUAUGGAGCCCGGUGAAACGAUUAUGGAAGCUGGUAUGCGAGAAGUUCUGGAAGAAACUGGACUCAAAGUGGAUGUCACAACGCUUCUUGCAGUGGAAUCGGCUGGUGGCACGUGGUUCAGAUUCGUCUUAACGGGUCGGGUGUCAGGUGGAGAGCUCAAAACCCCGUCUCAAGCGGAUCAGGAAUCCAUUCAAGCCAAGUGGGUUGGCAAUCUCGACGAACUGAAUCUCCGCGCCAACGACAUACUGCCAAUCAUAGAUCUGGCGCGAAACCACAAACGACGAAUUCCCAAAGACCCCAACUGGCACAAGGAUAUCCUUCCGGCGCGGAAAGCGCACUACAAAAACUACCUCCGGGUAGUAGUGGCCAUCAAGAACAAAUCUACCAACCAAGUCUUCAUUCUGCUCAGCGAAAAGACCGCCUAUCACUUUCCCACGGUGGAGAUCCAUCCCGGGCGCAGCAUCCACUCGACCCUCAAAAAAUUCAUGAUCGAACUCUUCGGAGCGGACCUGCCUCAACACCGACCGCACGGAGUCCUCAGCGUGGAACAUCACACCACUCGAUCGCAACCCAACCCCACGGACGGCGUCUGCUUGACGCUGUUGGUCAUUUGCAGGCCCUCGAUCGAAAGUGUGUCCCUCAUCGGAAAGUGUAUCUGGCACGAGCUGAACAAGGAACUCAGCGCCCGGCUGGCGAUGACCGUAGCGGCGAAAAAUUCCACACUUUUGAUGCACGUCGUACGAUAGUGGAAUAGGUACCCACAAUCGACGAAUCUCACACGGCGCAUAUGGCACGCGGAAUGUACCGUUUUUUCUCCGCUGCCACCUGAAGAAGUGCAUUGAUUGUUUUCUUAUAUAUGUGUAUAGCUUUAGUAGUGGAACUACUUGAACAACCAAGUGACUCGGCGAAGAAUACUCAGAGGGUCGUAUAAACCUGGACGAUCAUUUUUGUUUUGUUUCGCGCGCGAUCGGAAUCUCAAUCGCGCAGCUUUGCGGACGACGGGGACGGGGAUGCGGAUGUUUCGCUACUUGUGUUUUAAUUUUGCAUUUUCGUACAGAUGAGCUGCAUGAUGGGCCGAGCUGAGAAAUGGGAGAAAGAAGAGCAGGCAGCCCAAAAAAAAAUGUAAGAAAGUGGAAAAAUGGAAACUAGCAAAUUGUUAAUUCAUUGCCAUCUCUCCGUGCUGGCUGCCGAGCUAUUCAGUGGAAAUUGGAGUCGCGUAAAAUUGGCGAAGAGAAACCACGUGAAACAAAACGCAAAUGAAUUAUGUUGCACGAAAAUAUAAACCAAGAUCGUAGAUAGCCCGGUUGAACUAGAGAACGGAUUAUUGAUUUAUAUUUAUGAAGUGCUUAGUAUUAAAGACGCGGAAAAUAUCUUGUAAAAACUUAUUUUAAAGAAUCUAAUAAAUAAUAUAUUAUGGUGAAGCUAAUCAAUUCCA
Molecule: messenger RNA, 2810 nt
Organism: Aedes albopictus (Asian tiger mosquito)
Lineage: Eukaryota; Metazoa; Arthropoda; Insecta; Diptera; Culicidae
Product: 8-oxo-dGDP phosphatase NUDT18
Exons: 3
Coding region: 1111-2121 (336 amino acids)
Molecular function (GO): 8-oxo-GDP phosphatase activity; 8-oxo-dGDP phosphatase activity; magnesium ion binding
Source: RefSeq, a predicted model, not a curated record